Messenger RNA from Lottia gigantea (owl limpet), 824 nucleotides. RefSeq lists its product as hypothetical. The record is from RefSeq and is a predicted model, not a curated record. Gene Ontology annotation, biological process: endoplasmic reticulum to Golgi vesicle-mediated transport; intracellular protein transport; Golgi organization. NCBI's taxonomy places the organism in Eukaryota, Metazoa, Mollusca, Gastropoda, Lottiidae. Bases 21 to 692 code for a protein of 223 amino acids. The transcript has 4 exons. Gene Ontology annotation, cellular component: endoplasmic reticulum; COPII-coated ER to Golgi transport vesicle; Golgi apparatus.
UACUUCCGGAGGUCACUGCAAUGGCGGUGUGGUGGAGAAUUGUGACACUGUCACUAACAUUAUUAGUCAAAUUAGUUGCAACAGCUGAAGUUGAUUUGACGUUAGAGGUGUCGGCGGGCCAAGAAGAAUGUCUAUUUCAAUUUAUUAAGAAACCGUCCAAUUUAGAAGUCGAAUAUCAGGUGAUAGAAGGAGGAGAUUUAGAUGUAGAUUUCUCUAUAAUAUCGCCUAAUGGACAAAGAUUGGCCCAUGAUCUUAGAAAAUCUGAAAAUGUACAUAAAGUGGAGGUGAAAGUGCCUGGAGCCUAUCGAUUUUGUAUGGAUAAUUCUUUUAGUAGAUUUACACAUAAAGUUGUAUUUUUCGAAUUAUUAACUGAAGAUGAUGAGGAUGAAGAUGAUAAAGAUUGGGAUUUAGAGAAAGAUGAAAUUGCUGAAUAUAUUGACAUGACUAUAGAAGAUUUAAAGACACUGAUAGGAACAGUGAAAUCAAAUUUAGAGAAAACAUCCCAGAUUCAAAGUAUUUUACGAGUGUAUGAGUCUCGUGAUCGAAGUCAGAUGGAACAUAAUUAUGAACGUGUAAAUUUCAUGUCAGGUGUUCAAGUUUUUAUAAUGUUAUCUGUUGGCAUUACUCAGGUAUUAAUGAUCCGUAAUUUAUUUACUGAAAAAUACAGUACUGGAACUAAAACACAUACGUGAUUUCAUGAGUUUUAGAUUAUCACCAUUAGUGCUCUUUUUAUCUCCCUUCCUUUGUUAUUGUUUUGCUAUGGUAUGGUAUGGUGUGCAGAAAAUGUUUUGUAAUUCAACAAUGAUACAACAAUGAUUUAUAUG